UCAAAACGUUUUAAGUUAAAAUUUGUGUCAUUAUUAAAAUUUAUGCGAUAGUUAACAAUUAAUAUUCUUCUAGUUAUUCAUGUUUAUUUUCAGUUAAUUUUUUUCUAAUUAUAUAAAAAUUAUAAGUUUAAAAGGUCAAAUAUCAAUUUUUGUUAAUUAUUAUCAACUGUGAAACUUGUAUAAAAAUUCGCGAUAGUUACGCAAAAAAAAAUUAAGUGUUAUUGAGUUGGAAUUUCCGAUAAAAAAAUGAAUGAAAAGAAUGCGUCUACUGAAAAAUUAUGGGGAGGAAGAUUUACUGAAAAUAUUAGUUCCACAUUAAAGAAAUUAAAUUCUUCUAUUGAGAUUGAUAAACGAAUGUAUUUUGAGGAUAUUAAGGGUAGCAUUGCUUAUUCAGAAUCACUCUACGAUGCUAAAAUAUUAACACUAGAAGAAUAUAAAUCCAUAACUGAAGGUUUAAAAAAAGUUCAAUUUGAAUGGGAUAAUAAUGAGUUUGAAAUAAAAGUAGAUGAUGAAGAUAUUCAUACUGCCAAUGAACGAAGACUGACAGAGCUAAUUGGUAGUACUGCACGAAAAUUACACGUGGGAAGAAGUAGAAAUGAUCAAACAACAACAGACACAAAAAUGUGGCUGAGAAAAUCAAUUGAUUCAAUUUCUACCAUUAUGAUUGAUAUGAUUCAGAUGCUUGCAAUGAGAUCUGAGAAAGAAAUAGAAAUUUUGAUGCCAGGCUACACACAUUUACAAAGAGCACAACCAGUUCGUUGGAGUCACUGGCUAUUAAGUCACACUUGGAGUUUAAAAAAUGAUGUCGAUAAACUUCAUCAACUGAGGCAAAAUUUAAAUAUUAGUCCUUUGGGAAGUGGGGCUUUAGCUGGCAAUCCCCUUGGAAUUGAUAGGACAAAAUUAGCAUUAAAACUUGAAUUUGAUUCUGCUACUUCAAAUAGUAUGCAUGCUGUUGGAGAUCGCGAUUACGUAGCUGAAUUUUUAUUCUGGGCUUCACUAACUUCAAUACAUUUGAGCAAAAUUGCCGAGGAUGUAAUUAUUUAUAGCAGUGAAGAAUUUAAAUUCAUAAAAUUAUCGGAUUCAUUUUCCACUGGCAGUAGUUUAAUGCCACAAAAACGUAAUCCUGACAGUAUGGAAUUAAUUCGGGGAAAAACUGGCACAAUUCUUGGAAAAUGUUUUGGCUUUAUGGCAACAUUAAAAGGCACACCUUCAACGUACAAUAAAGAUUUACAAGAAGACAAAGAAGCGCUUUUUUCAACAUUUGAUAUUUUAAUGGAAAUGUUGAAAGUUGCAAAUGAGGCUUUAAAAACGUUAAAAGUUAAUGCAAAUAAAUGUCGAGAUUCAUUGAAUUAUAACAUGUUGGCAACUGACAUAGCUUAUUAUCUUGUGAGGAAAGGGAUUCCCUUUCGCGAUGCUCAUCAUAUAGUUGGUAGAAUUGUUUCAACUGCCGAAAACAAAGGAAUAGCAAUUCAAAAUUUAACCUUGCAACAAUUGCAAUUAUUUUCAUCAGCUUUUGACACAGACGUAAAUAAUAUUUGGAAUUUCGAAAAUAGUGUUGAACAAUAUAAAACUGAGGGAAGCACAUGUUUAUCCGCAGUUCGUGAGCAAAUUAAAACUCUGCGAAAUUGGUUAAAAAAAAAAAAUGAGUAUGUAAAAUAAAAAUAAUUUCUAUAUUGAAAAAAGAAAAAUAUAUAUAUAAUAUUAUAUUAAUAUAUAAUUUGGUACAGAUUAAAAUAAAUCAUUGUCAAUAGAUUUAUAAGCUAUAUUUCUCAAGAAGGCCAAUGAUAUGUAAAAAUACAUUUAUAUAUAUUUAUAUAUAGAUUUAUAUAUAAUAUAUAUAUAUAUUAUCUAUGUACAAUACUCUAUUAAAUGUCAGGUGCAGCAACCAAGAUAUACACAUACUAUACAUAUAAUUACAUUUUAAGUUUUUAAAAAGACCAUAUGCUCAUACCUAUUAGAAGGUUUCACCUGUCUUUGUAGGUUAAAAAUAAAUUUUAAGAUCUUUAAUGUUUCA
Leptopilina boulardi is the source of this 2014-nucleotide messenger RNA. RefSeq names its product argininosuccinate lyase (gene Argl). Gene Ontology annotation, cellular component: cytosol. The record is from RefSeq and is a predicted model, not a curated record. Gene Ontology annotation, molecular function: argininosuccinate lyase activity. The coding region runs from base 247 to 1659 and encodes 470 amino acids. The transcript has 11 exons. Lineage: Eukaryota; Metazoa; Arthropoda; Insecta; Hymenoptera; Figitidae.